CGCCAAUCCCCUGCUGGAUCCACCCCGUUGAGUUCCUCCCUUCCCGUGGUCUCUGAUGCAGCUGACCCGCCAAAACAACGAAGCAACUCGACCGACAGUCAGUGUCCGCCAGCACAACAACACGCGCGAUCGGACCCGAACGAGACACACAUAGUUGGCGGGUGGCUCUUUGAUGUUCACUUUAUUGAGAUUAAACAUUCCGUGAAGCUGUGUGUCUGCUGCGACCGAGCGCUGACUGUCCGAUUCGGAACCAAGGCUUCAGCUGAAGGUCGACCCAGCAACUCGAGGCUGCCCAGGUUAUCAACAUCGGUAUUGGAACCACGGAACCUCCUCCUAUUAGCGGUCAUGGGCAUCUGCAGCUCCACGUGCUGCGGAGGCAAAUCCCGCGACGCCCUCUACGAGAAUGUGCUCGCCGAGAACGAGCGGGAGGCCGUCGCGGACCUUCUGCAAUACCUCGAAAACCGCGCCGAAACCGAUUUCUUCACGGGCGAACCUCUGCGGGCACUGAGCACCCUCGUCUAUUCGGAUAACAUAGAUCUUCAGCGGAGCGCAAGCUUGACCUUUGCCGAGAUCACCGAGAGAGAUGUUCGGGCUGUUGAUCGGGACACACUCGGUCCCAUUCUUUUCCUUCUUGAAAACCCAGACAUUGAAGUGCAACGGGCAGCCAGUGCCGCCUUGGGCAACCUUGCCGUUAAUACCGAAAACAAGGUUUUGAUCGUCCAACUCGGCGGUCUGCAGCCGUUGAUCAAACAAAUGAUGUCGCCCAAUGUCGAGGUUCAAUGCAAUGCUGUCGGGUGCAUUACCAACCUGGCAACCCACGAGGAUAACAAGGCCAAAAUCGCCAGGUCUGGCGCCCUGGGCCCCUUGACCCGUCUGGCCAAGUCAAAGGAUAUGCGGGUGCAGAGAAAUGCGACCGGCGCUCUUCUCAAUAUGACGCAUUCUGAUGAGAACCGGCAGCAGUUGGUGAAUGCCGGCGCCAUUCCGGUCCUGGUCCAGCUGUUGUCAUCCUCAGAUGUCGACGUGCAGUACUACUGCACCACUGCCUUGAGCAACAUUGCCGUCGAUGCCGUCAACAGACGAAAGCUUGCCGAAACGGAGCCCCGUCUCGUUCAGUACCUUGUUAACCUCACGGAAUCCUCGUCGCCCAAAGUUCAGUGCCAGGCCGCCCUGGCGCUUCGAAACCUUGCGUCGGAUGAGAAGUACCAGCUGGAAAUCGUUCAUGCCCACGGUCUCAAGCCACUCCUCCGCCUUCUCCGCUCCUCCUACCUCCCGCUUAUCCUCUCUGCCGUCGCAUGCAUCCGCAACAUCUCGAUCCACCCACAGAACGAGUCACCCAUCAUUGAGGCUGGCUUCCUGAAGCCCCUCGUUGAUCUACUGGGGUCGACGGACAACGAGGAGAUCCAAUGCCACGCCAUUUCGACGCUUCGCAACCUGGCGGCAAGCUCAGACCGGAACAAGUCACUUGUUCUUGAGGCUGGAGCCGUUCAGAAGUGCAAGCAGCUCGUCCUGGAGGUACCGGUUACGGUCCAGUCUGAGAUGACUGCCGCGAUCGCAGUUCUUGCACUCAGUGACGAGCUCAAGACGCACCUUUUGGGGUUGGGCGUAUUUGAGGUUCUGAUUCCCCUCACCAAGUCACCCAGCGUCGAGGUCCAGGGGAACAGUGCCGCCGCUCUGGGCAAUCUUUCGUCAAAAGUGGGCGACUACAGUAUCUUUGUCCAGAAUUGGACGGAGCCGAGCGACGGUAUCCACGGCUACCUCAGCCGAUUCCUUGCUAGCGGGGACGCCACCUUCCAACACAUUGCGAUCUGGACCUUGCUGCAACUGCUCGAAUCGGAAGACAAGAAGCUCAUCGGUCUAAUCGGGAAGUCGGAUGACAUCGUUGACAUGAUCAAGCAAAUUGCCAACCGCCAGAUGGAGUCGGACAACGAGGCCGAGGAUGACGAUGAGGGCGAGGUGGUCAAUCUGGCUCAGCGGUGCCUGGAACUACUCGGCCAAGGUGCAUCAAAGAGCCAUAUUGAGGGCUGAUAAUAGCCCGUACUUGUUGUGGAUACAGGCUUUCUACUGUCCCUUGCGUCCGUGAUCUUUCUCUCCUUUUUGUUUUCUCUUUCCAUGUUUUUGUCUGGUUCAUUGCGCAUUGGGCCGGCGUGGAGUUGCGGCGU
Messenger RNA from Thermothelomyces thermophilus ATCC 42464, 2159 nucleotides. RefSeq lists its product as uncharacterized. The transcript is spliced from 7 exons. Gene Ontology annotation, molecular function: protein-membrane adaptor activity; protein binding. Bases 346 to 2025 code for a protein of 559 amino acids. The record is from RefSeq and is a predicted model, not a curated record. NCBI's taxonomy places the organism in Eukaryota, Fungi, Ascomycota, Sordariomycetes, Sordariales, Chaetomiaceae. Gene Ontology annotation, cellular component: fungal-type vacuole membrane. Gene Ontology annotation, biological process: nucleus-vacuole junction assembly; vacuole inheritance.